UGACAGAAAACCAAAUGAAUAUAUCUGUAUCAGGUGGCAAUGUUUUUAUUGGUGAUCACAUGACAGUUAACCUUACUCCUACUGGUAUUUCCAGUGAAGUAAAGAGUUCUAGUUCUGCAAAAGAUGGCAAAAUCAGGGCUUCCAAUUGGCGCAAAGCAGAUUUUGAGUAUUUCCAGAGAAGCGAAUUAGAUGAUCAACUUGAAAGAUUGCAAAAAGGAGUUCCGAUCAUUUUGCACGGUUCAAUUGGAGUUGGAAAAUCAUCUGCUGCCUUUAAUCAUCUUGUUGUCAACAAGAACAAGUAUGACGUCAGUUGGUUCGUGGAUCUUAGGAACUCUGACAGCGAACGAGUCGUUGAAUCAUUGACAGUAUUAGCAAAAGAGUUUGCAAGCAAUAUGAGUUAUAAAGAAUUGCUGGCAUCUAUCGAGAAAAGAGCCGAAGAAUUGAACGUAAUUUUUUUGCUCGACAACUUGGAGUCUGAGAAUAUUGAAGAAGAAUGGCUUGACGAUUUAUUGAAUAUUCGUGAUUCAAUCCAUAUUCUCAUCACCACUAACAAUCGCGACCUCAACCAUCCUCUUUGGAAUUAUUCCGAGAAAAUUGAAGUGGAUCGAUUUCAUCGCGGAGUAGAAUUUUUUAAAGAACUCGAGGAUGAUCCAAAGAUGAAAAGACGGCUCUGUGACUAUUUUAGCUGGAAUAUUCUAGGCUUAACAGCUUCCAAAGACUACAUCGUCAAAAACAAAAUAUCUAUUGAUAAAUAUCUAGCCAUGCAAGAACACAAAGAAGCGGCUAAGAAAAUUCGCAAUAAAGAGCAAAAUAAGAAAAGAAAGCACUUGUAUAUUGCAGUGCAAACCUGUCUAGAACAAAUUAACGAUAAGUUCUUUCCUGUCAUUGCAGCUGUAGCUUUUCUCGCUAAUAAUGGAAUUCCAGAAUUCCUUUUGAGCAGUCAGCUACCUUCAAGUGAUCUCCACAUCAAUACAACAGAAAUGGAUGAUCUGUGCGAUAACGUUAAGUCGCUGAUUCAAAUGACAAGAGAAGGUGAUGUUCGCCUUUUUUCAUUCCAUUCUUUUACCCAACUCGUUAUCAGUGAUAUGGUCGAUGAAAAAGAAAGCAUUAAGUCAGAAGUACUUUAUAAGUUAGCAGGAGUUUUUAUGAAAAACAUCAGUAAAGAUAAUCGUUUCUCAAAAAAUAAUUGUCAGCUGCGUAUUGUUCGUGAGCACGCUGAGAUAUUCUUAAAUAAAUGGAAGAAUAAAGAGAAAGAUGACAGAACAAAGAUGGCGUUAGCUAGACUAGCAGAGCUCAUUGGAUUCACGUACACCCAAGAGCAACCUCCUUUGCUACAAAAAUUGGACAUUUUCUUCGAAACGUCGAGAGAUCUUCUCCAUGAGUUGUGUGGUGUGACUGAAGAUGACUUGCAACCUGCUGAACCAACUUUCUGGGAGGAGUCUGUUGAUAAGAAAGAAAUAUACAGCAUAACUCACUCUACAUCAUGCGUAGCUAAAAAAUUGAUGAAAAAGAUGAAAGAAAAGAGUUCCCAGAUACCAUGCAUAGAAAGUAUUAUUCGUAAUCUUGUGUUUUGUCGAACUCUGCAUGCAGAAGAUCUUGAUGUGUUCCCCGAAAAACUCAAAAAUGAUAAAAGAUUGAAAGAAAUCGUCAAAUUUUCUCAACCACUAUCACCUGACGUGGUGUUUGACCUGGUAAAACAUAGAGUGGCAAUCAGUAUUGAAAAGUAUUGUCCUUUGUUCCUAGCCGAGCUUUAUGUCUCGUUAACUCAUAGCUAUGGUAGAAACUAUUUCUAUCACGAUAGAAAAACACUCAACAAUCCAAGUUUUUAUAUCGAUCUUAUGAAACUGGCGUACUGUCUGGCCAAUGAAAUAAGCAAAGAAAUGGAACCUGGUUUUGCUGUCUAUCACGGAUAUCUAACUCAAUCAAAUGCACUUCUUUAUCUUCUUGUCGACGAUUACUGUGACAACGAGAAAAAACGGCCUAAAACUUCUGAAGUUCUAAAGAAAGAUUUGGAAAAUGCUGUCGAGUGUUACAAGCAGCUUAGUAUUGAUCAGCGAUCGUUCUUUGAAAUGGGAAUCGUAAAGAAGACGAAGAGCGAUAUGCACAGCAAGCUUUUUUGCUACGAUCAAAUCUUGAAGUGCUAUAAAAAUUUACUUGCAAUGCCAUCAAAUUCUAUUGAUUAUGUAAAAUCGAUCUCUGAAGUUGGGAUCCGCACUUGUAUUGAAGUAACAAGAAUAUUGGAGUGGUAUGAAAGUCAAGAUAACCAAAAGGAAAAAGGCAGUCUUGUUCGACUGUCCAGACAUAUGAAUGCUGUAGCUGAGCUAUACCUGAAAGUAGGAGACCAAGAGGAAAGUUACUACAAGCAAGCGAUAAAGAAUUUUGCCAUCUCAGCUGAAAAUGCAAGGAAAUAUAAAAUGUCUUUGUACCAUCUUGAAGCUCUGGUUGGUUUAGCGGAUGUUUACAGUAGAAUUGGCCGUAAAAGGUUUACGGCUUUGAUGAUUUCUUUCCGUCAUCUGAAGCAAUGCAAAAGUAGUAAAGACCUUCGAGAAAUGCUGCAACGAAAAGAAAAAAUCAUGCAACGUAUCCGUAAAAUCCAAGCAGUGAACAUUGGGCGAGCAGUUGUCCAUUUACGUUUGAAAAACCAGGGUAUAAGAAUUUGAUGAGCAUACAUCAGACGCCGGUUGCACAAAGAUUGGAUAGUACUUUUUUUAAACUUGCGAAAAAGGUGGUUAUAUUUUCUUUACGAUAAUGAAACUUUAUAAUUAUAGGAAAGUGAAAGAAUCUUUAGUGGAGUGGUCAUCUGGUAUGAGUGAUGUUAGUAGAGAACUAAGAUACUUGGCUAAGUUAUAACUGUAUGCGUUCAUUGAUGAAACUAUAGGUCGCAGUGGAGGCGAUUGUUAUGGUUCUCGUUUCUUGUGAAGUUUCGGUAAGCCAUAGAAGCGUGAGGGUUGAGAACCUCUGGGAAAGAUAUCAUUAUAAACUUUGUUGUUAAUCGAGUCUUUCUUUAGAAGCUUCCUCAACAGUCAUCAACGUAAGCUUUCCUCGACGACUUUUCAUCUUUCAACUCAUCAACUUCUUGUCACAAAUUCUUCAUCUCCUACGACGUCGAAAGCCUAUUUACUAACAUACCACUUACUGAAACCUUCAACCUAGCAAUUGAUCUAAUAUUCACUCACAACCCCAGGUUCAGUAUAAACAGGACAGAUCUCACACAAUUGUUUUUAAUAGCAACAGCACAGACGCAAUUUUUUAUUUAAUGGAAAAUUUUAUGACCAGACGGACGGUGUUGCGAUGGGCUCUCCCUUAGCACCCAUACUUGCUAACAUUUUCAUGGGCUCACAUGAACGAAACUGGCUAAACAACUAC
Molecule: messenger RNA, 3366 nt
Organism: Xenia sp. Carnegie-2017
Lineage: Eukaryota; Metazoa; Cnidaria; Anthozoa; Malacalcyonacea; Xeniidae
Exons: 2
Coding region: 15-2660 (881 amino acids)
Source: RefSeq, a predicted model, not a curated record